Molecule: messenger RNA, 1875 nt
Organism: Plasmodium reichenowi
Lineage: Eukaryota; Apicomplexa; Aconoidasida; Haemosporida; Plasmodiidae
Exons: 1
Coding region: 1-1875 (624 amino acids)
Source: RefSeq, a predicted model, not a curated record
AUGUUGAAUAUUUUUUCCAAUGAAGAUUUAUCGGUACCUGCAGAAAAGGAAGAAGAAGAAGAAGAAGAGAAAUUAGAAAAGUCUAAAGAUAAAAAAGAUUUAGAUAAGAUUGAGAAUAAAAAAAUGGACAGAAAAUUUUCGCACGGUUCAUAUUUAUCUAAAUAUGAUAGUAGUAAAAGGUUAUAUUAUAAUAAAGGUUUGGAAACCAAAAUAAAAUCUUUAAGGAAAAGCUUUAGGAAACGUUAUAGAAUAGUAAGAAAUAAUUUAAUGAAAUUAAUAAAAGUAUUAAAAGAAUUUCCUGAUAUAAAGCAAAUAAAAGAACAUGAAACAACAGAAGGUAAGAUUACAAUCAAUAUUGAUGUGGUUGAAAAAUUAAAUAAAAUUAUGGAUAAAAUAAAUAUAGAAAAAUUAAAAUAUAAUAAUAAAAAAGAAAAAAGAAAAAAAAAAAAAGGAAUUAAAAAUAAAAGUAGAAAUAGAAAUAGUAAUAGGAAUAGGAAUAGGAAUCGAUAUAAGAGUGAAGAAUAUUUAUAUCCAAAAAAAAAAUUAUCCAAAAUUUCUUUUUCAACUACCCUUUUUCCUCUCUCUAAAAGAAUUAGCUACAAAAGUAAUAUAAAUUCAUUAAGUAUGGAAAAUAAAAAGAACAAAAGGAAAAGGAAGAAAAAGAAGAAAAAAAAGAAGAAAGAAAAUAACAUACAAAAUGAAAAACUACAUAAAAGAAAAAACAUAUAUUCCAAGAGAGGUAACAUAUUUAGUAAGAGUAAAACUUUUGGAAAACUUCACAGAAGAAGAAUAUACAAAAAUCCAUAUAAACAUAGAAAAACAUUCUAUGAAAAUAUUUAUGAAAAUUUGAAUGAAAAUCUUAAUCAACAUAUUUAUGAAAAUAUAUACGAAAAUUUGAAUCAAAAUAUAUAUGAAAAUAUGUAUGAAAAUUUGAAUACAAAUAUGUUCCAAAUUACCAAUGAUAACAAUCCUGAAAAAAAGAAUAAAAAUACAUGUAAUAAUAUGUUCGAAAAUUUAUAUGGAAAUGUAUAUCCAAAUGAACUUGAAAUGUCCUAUGAAAGAGAACUUGAUAAUGUAUAUAAAAGUUUAAAUGUAAAUGAAUCUCAUAAUUUAAACAAUAAUUCUCAUAAAUAUAAAUUUCAAAAAACAUUUUAUCAUAAUGCUUUGCAAAAUUAUUACCCAAACACAAGUUUACCUUUUAAUAAGAAUUAUUUAAAAAAUAAUAAUUUUUAUUAUUAUUAUAUGAAUUUAAGAAAUAAAAAACAUCAAAAUGUAAACCAUUAUAAUGAUACAAAUAAUGUACUGGUUACAGAUUUUUAUAUGUAUUCAACAUUAAAUGCAAGUUUUAAUAGAUUAAAUUCUUUGAAAAAUAAAAAUAAUUUUCAUUUAUUUAAUAGAAAUUUUUCUAAUGUGUAUUUGAAAAGGGAAAAUGAUAUAAUAGGUUUCAACAACAACAAUAAUAAUAACAACAAUAAUAAUAAUAAUAAUAAUAAUAAUAAUAAUAAAAUAGAAUCCACUUAUAUGGAACACGAUUUUUUGAAGAAUUUACCUUACACAAUGAAUAAUAAUAAUAACAAUAAUAUGCUUCUUAAAUAUUAUCCUGAACAACAUACUUAUGUUCAUAAUAUUACCGAGAGUUUUUUCUCACCCAACAAGAUAUUUACAAUCAGAAAAGGGAAAAAAAAUAAAACAACAAAUCAAAAUAAACACAAACUAAAAAAAUUUGUCAAAGAUGAAAAAAUUAGAAACUUACUAAGAACAGCUACAAAUGAAGACGAGUUACUUAGAGCAAUAAAUUUUGCAAAAAAUGCUGGUCUUGAAUUUGAAGCAAAGUUAGGUGAUAAAAAAUUAAACAAGCUGAAAUGUACAAGUUGA